AUGACGACGGAUCGCCACCCGAGCCACCCUCUAAACUCGCCCCUGGAGGCUCAAUCCAAACAGCCCCGCGUGCACAACAACAUGAUAGGAGACUCCACCGACCAGAGCACCGUUUCUGCUGUAAAGGAUCCAGGUAGCGCUACCGAAACAGUCUUUGCUGGAACGAAUGCAUUAAGUCCUCGGCGUGCAGGCUUUGGUGCUACUGCGUCUCAGGCCCAAGUCUCGUCACAGAAGCAGCUCAACGAAUACCGAGAAAAACUCGCACGCGACCUUGAACGCCGCGAAAUGUCAGCUAGAGGGCUUAUGGCCAGCCCAAAUGAGAAGAUCAGGGUUUCUCCCAUCCCCGAAGAAGGUCUUGCUACUUCACCGCUCCAGACAUCAGCUCUCACGACAGCUUCAACCGAGUCGAACACCACCGUUCGAGGCGCUCCUACUCCAGGGCCUAUUGCCGGUACCCCAUCCUAUCCGUUUCCUCGCAUGGCGCCUUCCGGUUUCGUACCGCCGUACUUGCAUAGGCCCUUUACCACCCUCUCACCAACAGGCGCUCCUCGAUCUUUCAGUUAUGGCUCCUUUGAAGGCCUGGGCAUGGGUGCCCAGGACAAGCUUGUCUCAAGCACUUCGACUCCAGCGUCCAACUUCACAUUUAACCCGUCCGCGAUGUCACCGCAUCCGGAAAAUCCUGACUUCCCUAACCCUAACCUUUAUGAUCUUUCUUUAAUGCUCGCGGCUGAACCUGGCCUGGAUGCCUGGUGGUCGAAUGUCGUUCAAAUUAUGAGAGAUGUGUACAAAGCCGAACGUGUAACAUUAGCCAUUCCAGCUGAUUCAACAGACAUUGAGAAUGUCCCUUGGGGCCAGAAGGCCACCUUCAACCAGCACAGGGAGGAUGAUUUAAGCCUUGGGUACAUGGCUGCCAAGCACUCUAGCAGCAUCGGCCUGAGCACCAGCGAUUAUGAUAGAUCUGGACCUGGGUCAAUCACCGCACAGUCGGUUGCUGAUGAUACUAUGCAUGCCAAUUCUGCUACCCGUCCUGGUCUUUCCAGCCGGCAUUCAUUUACAGCGUACGAGGAGAAAAGGGAGGCUUCUCAGACCCAGCCCAAUGCACAGGCUCGCAGACCUGCAUUCUUGGCAAGGAGUCAAAGUAAUUAUCCUGCAGGCCGCCCCUCCAGGGAGGCCUAUGCUGAUUUCGCCAAACUGAAUAAGACGACACUUGACGAACACGACGCCAUUGAACAACAAAUCCCAAGUUGGGAAGCGCCACUCAUUGGUGAGAAGGAUGGCCAGGGGCGCGUCUUGCCUGUGCUGCAGGCUCUUGAUUAUGAGGCGGAUCCUCUCAUCGACCACAGCGGAGUUAUGCGUGUGCUGGAGCGUGGAAGAGCCAUCGCACUUACUAGAUCAUAUCCUUAUCUCGCCGAUGAAGCUUCCACUGAGCCUUCGAGGAAAUCAAAACCCGCUGCGCAAGAAACUUCUUCGAACGCCCCCAAGAACCUUUCCAGACCUCGAUCCGAUUCGUUUUCGAAGCUAUCAUCAAUAUUCAACUCAGCCGGCUCCUCCCGUGUGCCAUCUCGCAGCAAGACCCAUUCGGCUGCCGACAGAGCAAAAUCGAUAGCUUCACGCCUGGAAGGUCGACUAGAAGAGGAUAUACCUCGGCCUCCGACUCCAAAGUACGAAGAGUUCGAACAAGCACCGCCAUCGCCUUGGUCUCAAUCGCCAGCUCCGUCUCCGGCAGUGCGGGCCGACCCGAAAGAGAACCCGUUUUUCACAGAUGCCAUGGUAGAUGAAGACUCCUUCAACCCAGACACCGGCACAGAUGACUACACUGGUAUCCGCCCACCUGAAGCCAUCGGCGUAGACAAUUCAUGGACGGUUCUACAUAUUCCGCUUUCCCAUGUCCUUCUUUCGAAACCCACUCGUACUUUUAAACUCGACAGCACUUUGAUGGAGCAAAAAUCUCAUUCUCGCACCAAGAGCGAAAACAUUUCUGCCCAAAGUGAGGAAGGUGGUCGCAAUACACCAGACAGCUUAAAGAGAGACAAGUCGGCACCCAUUGCAAUCAUAUCGAUCCUCAGCCCCAUUAUACCUUACCCAUCGAACUUGAAGCACUCUCUCGAACACCUCGCGCCUCAUAUGGCCACAACGUUCUCACUGUGCCGACACUAUAGCAAUCUCGAGACCGAACUAGCGGGGUUGCAACGGAAACGACCACAGACGGCCGGGUUUGGAGCUGUGGCACAUGAUGGACGUCCUUUGGAAAACAUGGCUUAUCUUACUGCCGACGAAAUUGUACCCCAUCAGUCGCUGGCCGGCAGUAUGACAAGCCCAAGUGAUUACUCAGGGGUUUCUAAGAGUGCUACGGGAUCUCCUUUGGGAACACCCGGGUGGGAUCAGGGGUCUGGUGGCUUUGUUUCCGAGAAGCGGCCACCGCCGACUUCGAGUCCUGCUGCUGCACCUCAAGGAGAAGGCUACUUCACUUCCAGACAGAGGCCAGUGCCUACACGACACGAGACAUUUGGCGGUACUGGUACCCCCAGAAUAAGAACCAGCUCGAAAGAAUCCUCGCCUGCUGAGAAGCGAAGCACUCGUCUUGGCGGUCUCUCUCUUUCACAGGAGGGUUCGGACCAGAGCAUCUCUGUCGACAAUAAGACUGCUCGUACUUCCUCUAACGAAUCGACGACCGAUUCGACGAAAAGGGUUUCGCAAGGAGAUUCUCUUGAUGUCAGUAAAGAUGCUCUGCAUCCCAUCGAUGAUGACAAUUCAGCUCAGAAUUUGGCUGACACUCUCAAGACUGGACGCGGUAAUCGUCAAGGGCACAGUAUGCUUCAUUCUUAUGGUGCAGAUUUCGCUUCAACCUUUCAAUCUCUCCCACCCAGUUCCACGCUUUCGGCUCGACCGACUCCUGUUAGCGCGCCAUCUCGAAGUGGCUCAUUGACUACCACAGCUGUUGAUAUGCCACCACCGUCUGACAGACUAAAGGGACUGAUCUUAGACUCAUUACCUGCUCACGUAUUUGUUGCACUGCCCCAGACUGGGGAAAUUGUUUGGGUCAACAGUCGCUAUCUGUCUUAUCGAGGCCAAACAGCAGUCGAUCUCGCUGCAGACCCUUGGGGAAGUCUUCACCCCGACGACCGAGACGAAUAUCUGAAGGCAUGGGGCCACUCUAUCCGCACAGGAGAACAAUUCUCGAGGACGGUCCGGAUCAAGCGAUUUGACGGUGCCUAUAGGUGGUUUUAUGCUCGGGCUGUUGCCUCAAAGGACAAGAGGGGAGUUAUCAUGCAGUUUCUUGGAUCUUACAUGGACAUUCAUGAUCAGCAUAUUGCUGAGCUCAAAGCUGCCCGACAGGAAGAAAUCGAAGCGUCCGAAGCCAAACAUCGAUUACUCGCCAACCUUAUCCCACAAAUCAUCUUUACAGCGACCGAAGAUGAAGGGAUCACCUUUGCCAACGAACAAUGGCUGUCAUACACUGGCCAAAGUUUCUCGGACUCACUCGGCCUGGGUUUCAUGGAUUUUGUACACCCUGAUGAUCUUGCCAAAUGCCGCAUUCCUACAACUCAACCUCCAACACCAGGCGGACAAAGGCGCGACGGGCAGAACAGUACAUACCAACAAGAAUCUCAACAUUCCGAAGCUACAUCGACUAGCACGAUACAAGCGUCUAGAACCCGCACGCCGCAAGAUUCGCCUAUGCGUGGCACACAGCAGGUGCUAUCUCGACACAACAGCUCCAGUGGCAGCUCAGCUUAUGAGUGGCCUACUGCAGACUUGACUGAACUGGCUCGAAAAGGCAUCAUCAAAGUGGCGACCGACAGCGCUGGCCGAGUUUCGUAUACCACCGAGGUCCGCUUGUUAUCCAAGACUGGAGAAUACCGUUGGCACCUGAUUCGCUGUGUUGAAAUUGACACAAUUGAUUUUGGCAGUGGUGCUAGCUCAUAUUUCGGAUCGGCAACGGACAUCAACGACCACAAGCUACUCGAGACCAAGCUCAAAGAAGCAAUGGAGACCAAGGGACGAUUCCUCAGCAAUAUGUCCCAUGAAAUCCGCACUCCAUUAAUUGGAAUCUCUGGCAUGGUCAGCUUCUUGCAGGAUACUACCUUGAACGAAGAGCAACUUGAUUAUACCAACACGAUCCAGACGAGUGCCAAUAGUUUGAUCAUGAUCAUCAACGACAUUCUUGAUCUAUCCAAGGUUGAUGCUGGCAUGAUGAAGUUGAAACACGAGUGGUUCCACACCCGUUCAAUGAUCGAGGAUGUAAACGAGCUCGUUUCAACAAUGGCCAUCGCUAAGCGGCUGGAGCUGAACUAUCUUGUGGAAGCAGAUGUUCCUGCAUGGGUCAAGGGCGACAAAGUUCGAAUCCGCCAGGUUUUGCUUAACGUCACGGGUAAUGCUAUUAAGUUCACUGCCGAAGGUGAGGUCUUUAGUCGGUGCCGCGUGUACAUGGCAGAGGGUUCCAAUGUGGAUGACAACGAAAUCAUGCUCGAGUUUUCUGUCACUGACACGGGACGUGGAUUCUCCAAGGAGGAAGCCGACUUGAUUUUCAAACCAUUCAGUCAGAUUGAUGGAAGCAGCACCCGCCAACACGGUGGUAGUGGUCUUGGCCUCGUUAUCUCACGACAACUAGCCGAGUUGCACGGCGGUAACAUGACGGGCAGAGCUACACCUGGAAAAGGAUCGACUUUCACCUUCACAGCACGAUUCGGUCUUCCUACAGCUGAAGACCACCCCAACUUGCCUGACAGCCCUCCACCUACUGGCGCUUACACGCCAAGACCCGAGGUGGUAGAUAAUGUUCCCAGCAGCAUCAAACCUCUGCCGCCACCGAGACAUCUGCGCAAUGUUGAGAUCGCCAGUCCUGGAGGCACAACCUCCGAAUUUACGUCGCCUGGAGGCCUUUCGGUUAGCAGCUCGAACCUAUCUGUCCGUUCAACAAAAUCACAAGUCACCGACCGGUCGUCUGCAACAUCUGUCACCGGAGGUCUGGCUCGCUUCAGCGAAGCAGCCAAGGCCAGUGGACAAGAUUUAUCCCAGAUGAAGCUGGAGAUGCCCUCAGGACGCAGCUCUCCUGGCACUCACCUGCUACCCAGCGUUGGAUCACCCGAAGACUUCCGACCUCCCAUGUACUCAAUCCUCAUCAUCUGUCCCCAGUUUCACAGCCGCGAGGCUACUACUCAGCACAUCGAGAUGACUCUACCAAAGGAUGUCCCCCACCAGAUCACAGCUUUGGCAAGCGUCAAGGAGGCACAGACACUGAUCAGUGGAGAAGACCCUAUAAAGUUUACACACAUUGUUAUCAACCUCCCCUCCCCUGAGGCUAUCAUUGGAUUGAUGGAUGAUAUCACAAAGACGCAGAGCAUCGAACAGACGACCAUUCUCGUCUUGUCGGAUUCUGUGCAAAGGCAAGCAGUUAUCAAAUUGGCGGCUGGCACCAAGUAUGCACAGCUCCUUUCGGACAACCUGGUGACAUUUAUCUACAAGCCUGUGAAACCGUCCAGAUUCGCCGUCAUUUUCGACCCGAACAAGAUGCGCGAUCUCAGCAUCGACCGCAACCGGUCUACAGCUCAGCAAAUGGUCGAGAAUCAGAAGGCUAGCUACCAGGAGAUUGAACGGCGCAUGGGCAACAAGGGCUAUCAAGUGCUAUUGGUUGAGGACAACCCUGUUAACCAAAAGGUUUUGAUGAAAUUCCUCAAGAAGAUCGGCGUCGAUGUCGAGAUCGCCGUUGACGGCGCCGAGUGUACCACCAUGGUUUUGUCAAAGCCUCACAGGCACUAUUCCCUUAUCCUGUGUGAUCUCCAUAUGCCCCGAAAGGACGGUUACCAGGCAUGUCGUGAGAUUCGUCAGUGGGAAGCUGCCAACCGUUAUCCCCCAAUGCCAAUCAUCGCCUUAUCGGCCAACGUCAUGUCAGACGUUCAGGAGAAAUGCGCUGCGGCAGGAUUCAGCGACUAUGUCGCGAAACCUGUUGAUUUUAUCGAUCUUAGCAGAGCCAUGUCCACGUUUUUCUGA
This is a messenger RNA of Fusarium pseudograminearum CS3096, 5991 nucleotides long. RefSeq lists its product as uncharacterized. Gene Ontology annotation, molecular function: phosphorelay sensor kinase activity; protein binding. Bases 1 to 5991 code for a protein of 1996 amino acids. The transcript is spliced from 2 exons. NCBI's taxonomy places the organism in Eukaryota, Fungi, Ascomycota, Sordariomycetes, Hypocreales, Nectriaceae. Gene Ontology annotation, biological process: phosphorylation; phosphorelay signal transduction system. The record is from RefSeq and is a predicted model, not a curated record.